AUGGAUGCUAUUAAGGAGGUGCCUAUUGUUGGCAAUGAGGGAGAUAAUGCUAUUGCUGCUGCUGGCAUUGAUCUCAAGCUUGAGGACUUUGUGGUUGACAUGGAGAUCAACGGAAGUGAAGCUGAACAUGACUCUGAUGCCGAAAAUGAGGAUGAGGAUGGCUCUGAUGAGGGUGUCUCCAAUGAGACCGAGGAAAUCGUUGUCACGCUCCAGACUCAACUCACGGAGCAGCAUAUUCUCAUUAGGGAGCAGCAGUGCCGCAUCCAGAACUUGGAGGCUGAUUCUAUUAAGCUUCAUGCCUUGAUUGAGAGGCUGAGCAAGGAGGUGCAGUUGAUCCCUAAGGAAAACGACACCUCCAGCUUCAUUCAAGACCUGCAGACCACUCUCCAGUUCGUGCAGGAUCAGCUCAAGAAGCAAGAGAAACACAUCUCUGUGCUUCAUCUCAGUACCGGGAGAUCCGGCGUGGAAACCUCUAUCAGCCUGCUCCUGCAGCAGAGCGAGUCGCCAACAUCGCUAACAGACAUGCUGCACCUGCUUCACCUCCUACUAUCUCCCCGCAUCCCCCAAGCUCUCCCCGCGUCUCCCCCGCAUCUCCCCCGCAUCUCCCCCGCAUCUCCCCCGCAUCUCCCCCGCACUCCCCUCAUCUUCCACGCUCUCCCGUCAUCUUCAGCGCUCUCCCCUCACCUUCCCUUCUCGUUCCUCGUCUCACUCGCUCCCCCAUCCCCCACUCCCCCCUCCCCUCCCUCUCCCCUCAUUUCCCUGCGUGCUCCGCUUAUCUCGUCUCGUUUCCUUGCUCCCCCAACCCUCAGCUCCACACCACUCUCCCCCUCCCCCACUCUUCUCCCACCUCCCUCUCACCCCUCAUCUCCCUUCCCUCCCCUCCCACCGUCCCCUCACUCACCCAUCAUCUUCCUCCUCUCCAGUCCCACCCUCCCCCCUUCACUGCUAAGCUUUUUCACUCCCCUCCCCAAUCCUCACGUCCUAAUCAUCCCCAAUCCCCCCCGCCCUCCCUUCACCUUUCCGCCGCUCACCCCUCAUCAACCCCACCUAUAA
Closterium sp. Naga37s-1 is the source of this 1053-nucleotide messenger RNA. Lineage: Eukaryota; Viridiplantae; Streptophyta; Zygnematophyceae; Desmidiales; Closteriaceae. The record is from the annotation of a GenBank genome assembly.